This is a messenger RNA of Fusarium venenatum, 543 nucleotides long. RefSeq lists its product as uncharacterized. The record is from RefSeq and is a predicted model, not a curated record. Lineage: Eukaryota; Fungi; Ascomycota; Sordariomycetes; Hypocreales; Nectriaceae.
AUGCCUCGAUCAGCUAGUUCAGUUGGUUCGUCUUCUCGAUAUAAUCCCUAUAGUCGUGAGGGUCGACCGAUCCAUGAAAGUCAGUAUCAGCAGCAAUCAGAGGCCCUGCACAAUGUCAGUGACCUCUCUCGUAUCCGUGCGAUUGACGAUGACAUCGAACGCUUAUACCAGGCGAGAGAUGUCCUAGUCGAGAGAGUAGGUCCGCUCGAUCUCGUUCAAUUCCUCUCCAACAGCGAAGCUGAGGAUUUCGACGGAGACGGGAGACGCACCCGUCCCACGUGGGCCAUGCUUCGCCAGCUCAUCCGUCAGAAGAAGAGUGCUCUCAAGAAGGUUCGUAUCCUCUUUGAGAAAUUCGAGUCACUUGAGAGAAGCACGUCUACGCUCAUCACCAUGAACUGUGCCAACACUGUAAAGCGCUGUCUCGAAGAGAAAGAAAUGGUUCAGCGGGAUCUUCGACUUGCGCAGAGCGAGAUACGUAUGUUGAGAUUUACCACCAAGCUUGACGAGAUGAGCGGGGAACAGGAUAUCACUAAGAAGCAGUAG